Molecule: messenger RNA, 1720 nt
Organism: Triticum dicoccoides
Lineage: Eukaryota; Viridiplantae; Streptophyta; Magnoliopsida; Poales; Poaceae
Product: AAA-ATPase ASD, mitochondrial-like
Exons: 1
Coding region: 39-1595 (518 amino acids)
Molecular function (GO): ATP hydrolysis activity; ATP binding
Source: RefSeq, a predicted model, not a curated record
CAAGAAAGCCUCAAGACACAACAUCAAGAGGUCCAGCCAUGGCGCCCAUGGUGGAGUGGUUGCCAUGGUUUGGAUCGGCGGUGGCGAGCGCCAUCUUCUUAUGGUCCAUGGUGCAGAACCACGUCCCGGACACCCUCCGUCUCUACCUCACCACCCGGGCAGCCAAGCUCGCCGCCUGCUUCAACCCUUACCACGAGAUCACCAUCUCCGAGUACGGCGCCAAGCGAUUCCAGCGUAGCGAAUUUUUCCUCGCUGUCGAGGCCUACCUGAGCGAUGCCUGUGCUCACCAUGCACGGAGGCUCAAGGCCGAGCUCGGCAAGGACAGCAAGAACCCCCAAAUCACCGUCGACGACCACGAGGAGGUCACCGACGACUUCUCCGGAACCACACUCUGGUGGUAUGCCUCCAAGCAGCAAUCCAAGGCUAACGUCAUCAGCAUAUACCCAGGCCGGGAUGAGAAGCGAUUCUACCGGGUCGUCUUUCAUAGGCGACACCGUGAACUCGUUGUUGGCUCCUACCUACCAUUUGUCCUCAGCAAGGUCCGUGCCGUCACCAUCAACAACCGCCAACGCCGCCUCUUCACCAACAACGCCGGCGGUAGCUGGAACCCUCACCGGGCCAAGAGCGUUUGGAGCCACAUCGCAUUCGAGCACCCAGCGACGUUCGACACGCUUGCCAUGGACCCCGAUCAGAAGGAGGCCAUCAUCAACGACCUCAUGGCCUUCCAGGAGGGCAAGGAGUAUUAUGCAAAAGUCGGCAAGGCAUGGAAGCGUGGGUACCUCCUAUACGGUCCUCCUGGCACGGGCAAGUCCACUAUGAUUGCCGCCAUGGCCAAUUUCCUCGACUACGACGUCUACGACCUCGAACUCACGGCCGUCAAGAACAACACCGAGCUGCGGAAGCUCUUCAUCGAGACAACAGGCAAAUCCAUCAUCGUCAUAGAAGACAUUGACUGCUCCGCAGACCUCACUGGAAAACGCCACAAGGACAAGAAGGCUUCUGGCGAUAAGGAAUCUGAUGACGAUGACAGACCCAAGCUACCAAUGGAGCCAGAGAAGGACGAUGACACCAAAGUGACGCUCUCUGGCCUGCUCAACUUCAUCGACGGGCUGUGGUCGGCCUGCGGAGGUGAGCGGAUUAUCAUCUUCACGACCAAUCACAAGGAGAAGCUGGACCCUGCACUGAUCCGGCGGGGCAGGAUGGACAAGCACAUCGAGAUGUCCUACUGUCGUUUCGAGGGAUUCAAGGUGCUCGCCAAGAACUACAUGGACGUCGUCGAGCACGAGCUGUUCGGCGAGAUCCAGCAGCUGCUCGAGGAGAUCGACAUGUCGCCUGCUGAUGUGGCGGAGAACCUAAUGCCCAUGUCAAAGAAGAAGAAGAGGGACCCCGAUGUGUGCUUGGCAGGCCUCAUCAAGGUGCUCAAGCAGGCCAAGGAAGACGCGGCAGCGGCAAAGGCUAAGGAGGAAGAGGAGGCCAAGGAGGCUGAAGCGAAGAAAGCCAAGGAUAAAAAGGAGGGGGAGGCCAAGAAAGACGAAGGGAAGGACAAAGCAUUGGAGGAAGCCAAUGGAGACCUCAUCAAGCAAGGUGACAAGUGAAGUUACAGGAGUUGAGUGUUCCCUUACAAACACAAAAGGAUGCAGUGUUUGUUCAAAUAAAAUAUAUAUCACUCAACUGCAAUAAAAUAAUUAAAUAAAUAAAUAACAUUGCUUUCUCUUCUCCA